Pogona vitticeps (central bearded dragon) is the source of this 6745-nucleotide messenger RNA. The record is from RefSeq and is a predicted model, not a curated record. Lineage: Eukaryota; Metazoa; Chordata; Lepidosauria; Squamata; Agamidae.
GGGCUACCCUGAAGGGCUGGUUUGUGUUUCUUCAGGGCUGUGGCUCUUUAUGGGAAGGAGCCGGAUUCUAUUUGGGCAGCCAGCCUCAACAGGAGAAGCCUGCACAAGCUGAGGUGGCUGAUGAAAGAUGGCUCCCAGAUGAGGCUCAUGCGAGGAGACAAGAUGGAGACAAGAGGUUUGGGCCGUGUCUAGGAAUUCAUUAGCAUCCGUAAUCCCAGGGAGAUGGAUGCUUGCGUGACUGAGCGGGGAAUGGAUGGAAGAAUGAUCCCACGGCGCCAGCAGCAGGACUUGGGAUAAAUCUCUCAGCAUCAGGGACUCGUCCAUCCGUUGGCUUCGGAGCUACAGAGGACUAUUGGUGAGACCGAAUGACCAAGACAACCUAUUUGGAUGACAACUUCUAGGAUCCCCAGCUGGUUGGGGUGUCUCUGGACAUGGCCUGUAUUUCCCUCUGGCCCCUUGAGCUACCCAAGACGUUCCUUCAUGGCUGGCAUGCUCCUGAACAUGUAUCAAGUUGUUUUCCUUGGGUUGCGAAGUUACCACUGCCUCACCUCGGCUCACCUGGGAGCUUUAGCCACAGAAAUGACUUACAUGUCCAGGGCCCACCGAAGAAGCCAUGUGUCGCUCUUAGGGUCUGCCUCCUUCAGCGCUGCUCUCCUCCCGGCCACGUCCUGAGAAUGCGCUGCUCUUUCGUCCCACCUGCUUUUCUUCUCUUUCUGGCAUCCACGGCAUCCUUCCCGAAGGACUUGAGUCCCCUCAGCACAGUUGGGGUGCCAGGAACAGCCCGGUAUCCAUAUUUCCGAGGCCUUGCAGGCGACAAUGACACGGCACAGCUCGGCCCGGAUUUCCAGAGCAUGUUGCGACUCAACCAGACCCUUCUCAUUGCUGGCCGUGACCAUGUCUAUGCCUUUGAUCUCCGAAGGACAAAGGACAACUUCUCUCCAUCCCGGCAUUUCACAUGGAAGACUCAGGACAUGGAGAACUGCGCGAUGAGAGGAAAACUGCGGAACGAAUGCUACAACUACAUCAAAGUCUUGGUUCCCAAAAACAGCCAAAGCCUCUUGGCCUGUGGCACAAAUGCCUUCAACCCUGUUUGUCGGACCUACAAGAUCAGCACCUUGCAGCAAGAAGGGGAAGAGCUGAAUGGACAAGCCCGGUGCCCUUUUGAUGCAAAGCAAGCCAAUGUGGCUCUUUUCACAGAUGGGAAUCUGUAUUCGGCCACGGUGGCUGACUUCCAAGCCAGCGAUGCAGUGAUUUAUCGAAGUUUGGGGGAACGGAGUCCUGUGCUCCGGACAGUCAAAUACGACUCCAAGUGGCUGAGAGAACCCCACUUCCUACAUGCUCUGGAAUACGGAGACUACGUCUACUUCUUUUUCCGUGAGAUCUCCAUGGAAUACACCACUCUUGGCCGGGUUAUAUUCUCACGUGUGGGAAGGGUCUGUAAAAACGACAUGGGAGGCUCUCCUCGAGUGCUGGAGAAAUACUGGACGUCCUUUCUGAAAGCCCGGCUCAACUGCUCUGUGCCUGGGGAUUCCUUCUUCUACUUUGAUGUCCUCCAGGCCGUCACGGAUGUCACACUGGUGAACGGAAGGCCAGCCAUUUUUGGAGUGUUCACCACCCAGUCGAACAGCCCCCCAGGCUCAGCUGUCUGUGCCUUCUAUAUGGACGAAGUGGAGAGAGUGUUCAGUGGGAAAUUCAAGGAACAGAAGAAUGCAGACGCCGCGUGGACCCCCAUCCCCGAGGAGAAGGUACCCAAACCCAGACCCGGUGGCUGUGCAGGCAUCGGCGAAGCGGCUGGUUACAAAACAUCCAACGAUUUCCCUGAUGAGAUGCUGGCCUUCAUCAAGUCUUUCCCUCUGCUGGAUGAAGCCGUACCAUCCAUCACGGAGCGGCCGUUGUUUACUAAGACGAGCAGCAGGUAUAAGCUGACCCGUCUGGCCGUCGACACGACAGCUGGGCCCUUUCAGAACUACACGGUUCUUUUCCUGGGCUCGGAAGACGGAGCUGUGUUGAAGGUCCUCACCGGAACCACCAGGAACUCCACCGUGGAGGUGGUGUUGCUGGAAGACCUUUCAGUCUACCAUCCCUCCCGGUGCAGCAUCAAGAAAGAGGAUCGACGGGUCCUGGGUUUCCAGCUGGACAAAGCAAACCAUGCUUUGUACGUGGCUUUCUCGGGCUGUGUUGUGCGGGUGCCGCUCAGCCGCUGCUCUGCCUACAGCGCCUGCCGGAGGAGCUGUCUGGCUUCCCGCGAUCCUUAUUGCAUUUGGUUGCGUACUGGAGCUUGUGCGGCGUUCAGCAGCGAGUUCAGAAGUGGUUUUGAACAAGAUGUUGAAAACGCAGCCAAGUACACGGGGAACUGUCAAGAUGUCGUAACGGCUCCUGGAAAUCAGGAUGGUGCCAGCGAUUCUGCCUACGGGUUGAUGCCGACCACCACGGCCAGCGCCGCUUUCUCCGUCUCCUUUCCGGAGGCGCCCCGGGGGCCUCUCCCCGCUAGCAUGGCUCCUGACGCCCACCCGGCCCCUGGCGCUGGGGGGCCCCGCUCCACCCUCCACGUGGCUGUGAGCACCCAGGGAGUGAGGCAGGAACCGGAAGGGAAAGAUGGAUCCAAAACGGUUCACUUCACCUUCCUGAUCGGCUGCAUUUUCGUGGCCUUCGUCUUGGGGGCCUUUCUGUCGGGGCUUUUUGUCUCCUGUUAUUGCAACCACAGUUUCCAGAAGGCCAAGCACAGCGGCAAAGACCCCGAGAACAGCGUCCAGCGCCCGCUCUCCCUGCGCAGCCUGGCCAAGAUGAACGGCCUGCUGGAGAACCCGGCCAAAGAAGGCCUGAUGGAGGCCAACACCACCAAGCUCUACACCACCCUUCUCCCCAACGAGAAGGAGCCGUCCAACGCCACAGCCAAGGCCGGCGUCAAAGAGCACCCUGAACUCUCCGGCUUGCCCACGCCCGAAUCGACGCCGGAGCUCCCUUUGAAGAACAUGAAAGCCAUCCGGAACCAGUGGGAGAAAAACCAGAACUUCAAUAACGCGAAGGAGUCGCAGGGCAGAGGCGCCUUGUUCCACACCCCGGUCCCCAACGCCCACGCGUUCCCCUUCCCUGGCGCCAUGGCCGUUCCUGGCCACCUGCAUGGCUACGACGCCCCCUUGGCCGGCUACCUGGACGAGAAAAAGAUCCCGAACUCGGAGCGGGUCGUGGUGCGCCAUUCCCAGUGCUACCUGCCCAAAGGGGUGGAGGUGACGACGCUGGAGGAACUGCUGAAACACCUCCACGAGACCAGCAGCUCCCCCAAAGUCCUGGGCGGCCUCCCUGUCCACUUCCCGCCCGGGAGUCAGGCUUCGGCCAUGUCCUUCGCCAACCGCGUGCAACCCAAGAUCCCCGAUGUCGAGAGCGCCCCCUAUUACAGCUCCUCUACGUUGCCACGAGACAGCCUGCCCCGGAGGCUGGAUGUCCCUCCUGAUCCGCCGCCACCGUCGUCCUGCCUGGAGAAGCCCAGCAGGCACCACCCUGUUCACAGACACUCGCUCUGCACAGCGCCAAAGCUAGUGAACGUUGGGGGCGGCGGGGCCACCGGCAGCGGGGCCCUGCUGUCUCGGCACCACAGCCUCAGCCAGGCGGGGAGGCCGCCGCCGUCCCUCCUCACCCGCAUGCACUCUACGGGGACCUCAGUACCCCAGGAGGGACACCAUGCCAUCUUUCUCUCCAGGCAGCACAGUUACGGCGACCAGGUUUCGCUCCCCACCCACGGCGGGAUGAAGCGGUCGGUCUCCCUCAUUAAGCCCGGCACACCUUCCCAGCCUCUCUUCAUGCCUUCGUCUCCUCCAGCCCAGUCGUCGGGGCAGUUUAAUUAUUGAGCCAACUGGGGGGGGGUCAAGGGGUCUUGUUUAUGACUCGGACCUGGUGCUGCAGAGUUCCCAGGGCCUGCCGUCUCACCACCUGGGCUGCUGUUCCAAAAUGGAAGGCAGGUGGAGGGGGAAGCGCUCUCCCCGCAACCCUGGGGGGGGCAGAAAUCCCAGCGUGCCUUGCAAGAGGGAGGGGCAUGCAGAGACCGAGAAACGGUGGGAGGGGCAUCCUGGACUGGCUGCCUCAUCCCAUUGGCUGCCUUCUGCUCUGUUAGGCGGCUUCCGUGGCCUAUCCGGACAUCCUGAGGGACCCCCUGAGCAUCUUGCCAAAGUAUGGGAACACCACCCCCUUUUUUCCUCUCUCAUUGUUCAGGAAGGGAGUGUUUCGGCAAGAUUCUGCCCACAUCCAGUGCGCACAAUUUAAUUAUGCAAACAAGGUUUCCCUCAUCUAUCAAAAUGAAUCAUCUCUCCAUCCCCCCACACACCUUUUUCAUAUUUUUCUUCUUCCAGACAUUGAAAAUUUAGCUUUGAGCAGGUUCAGUUCUCACAAAGCUAGAUGGGUAAAGAAACAAAAGCCAGGCAGAUGUUGGCCCUGAAAUGUUUUGGGCUGUAUCUUGGUCAUCAUGAGGACUAGAAACAUGUCCCUUUUGAAAACUGGGGUUUAGAAUAUCAGAUGUCUGUGCACCUUUUGGGCAAUAAGGAAAUGAGUAAGUUUAAUAUCUCAGAGGGAUCAAUCAGGUCCUGCUCUUGGGAUUGGGCUUUCUGGGGUCCUUGAGCUUAGUUUUCCAUCUCGGUUUGGUUUUAUUCAUUUCUUACUGAUGAUGCCUUCUUCCGAAAGCCACAGCAUUUUAAAGCAGGCCUGGGAAAGCAUGGCAGGUUUUUAUAUCAGCCUCUCAAAGUGAGGACUCUUGUCAUGGCCUCCUUGGACAUGAGCCACGAGCGUCUGCCUGUCCGGCAUCUUUCAUUUGGUUCAAAAUCUGCUUUGAAACCCAGGAGGCAGCCUCCCAGACCACAAAUGUAGCACUUCCACACACACCCCAGGCCCUCCCUCAAGACCCGAAGGUGAGUGUCCUUACGUUGGGCAUCCCUCGUGGAAAUGUGAAGCAGACCGAAAAACCUGAGCCCUCCCGCUUUGGGACUCGAUGUUCGCCGGAUCCGUUCGCGGGAGUCAGCGGCCGCUUUCAGCAAUCGCAGCCCUCGUCAUCACCUGCAAUCUGAUUUUGGCGCUGGACCCUAGACAGGGGACGAUGUCAUGGGUCCUCGCCCACCUCGUGCCGUUCUGGAUUAACUCUUGAACAAGAAUAUUUGUGGUGCCUGCGUCGCACGGAUCCAACUUCCUUCAGGAGAGGAGAAUGUAACACUGGUAACUCUCUUUAACUACCCGCCAAAAAUGAAAGCAGGGCCCUUCUCCUUCAACCCGGAUUCUGUCCUUCCCACCAUGUUGAAAAGAGGCACUGAAGAAGCUCCCUCUCCUGGGGUGGGGGUGGGGGGCCGCGUCGGGAGGGUUUAGUUGGUGCACCGCUGCCUUACAUGGAGCAGUCCCAAAUCUGCCCUUCUGUCAGCCACGCUCAAGCUAUUCCUCUCCUGCUUGGCGUUUCUCUUCCCAACCUAUUCGAUGGCCAAGAAGAGGCAGCAGAGAUUUGUCAGCUUAAGACACACAGACCUCCCUGUAUUCCUUCAAUUCCUUAAUUGCAAAUCAAGUCCACCCAAGUUUCUGAUCCACAAAAAAAUCGAGUGGGCUUGUUUCCCAAAGUUUUUGUCCCAGCUGUACUUGGUCACUGGCAGCAAGGAACAAAGAGUGAUUUUUUAAAAUGCAAGAAGUAACUUGUUACCCGUUUACAGGCAUUAUCCUAUCCAGCUUGGUCAUCCCAUUGUUUCUAACUCACCAGAGGCAAGCAAGGGCAUGGGUUUUGAGAAAGGAAGCCCCACAUUUUUCUUAGGGGAAUUCUUUUAUGGGUUAGAAGGGCUCCCCCUUCUAACCUUAAAAGAAUUCCCCUAAGAAAUCUUUUCUAAUACACAAAAGUUUGGCUCCGUUUAUGUGAGUCUGUAAAUUUGCUGGACAAAUCCUUCCUGGACUUGAUCGGAAGCCGGGCAAGGUGGAAAUUUCUCUGAAGACUUCCAUGAACCGUGGCUUGUUGGGCUAGCCCUUGUUUGUCCUUCUUCAAAUGCAAAACUGAAGUUGUUGUUUUUCUUGUUUUGUUUUAGGAGGGCAGGGGAAAUUGAGAGUUUGACCAGCACUGCAAAAACCCAUCCUGAUUUUUUAAAUCGCACAUGCGGGGUGGUGGUGACAGAGUUCAUGUUAUCCUCCUCGGACCACCUUUUAAAAAUCAUGUACAUAAGUAUAGAUAUUUGUGUAUAUUUCAUUAUUUAACUUCAUAUAAGAGAAGUAAAAAAAAAGAAUAAAAAUAUGUGAAGAAAUUAAUCCUACUGUGUAGGAAAUUGGCAAGCCAGUGCAUGCUUUGGUAGCACUGAGGAGCUGUAAAUUUGGUACCUCCAAGGACCAUCUGAGCUGAUGAUGCUUGAAAAAAAUAUAAUCUCUUUGUGUCUUGAAAAACUGUGCAUUUCUUUCUGUAUUAAUUUCUUUUCUUUAUUUCUGGAGGAUUGGGGAUGUUUACUAUGAAUGAAGAAAUGUGAGUAAAUAAGGCAAACUUUGUUUAUGAGUGUAGUGAAAUAGUAACAAAUUCUGUUUAGUCCUGCUUCCAAGAGGGAUCAGUCAGAGGUCUAUAAAGAGAACUGACUUGAACAGCGUCAACCCCACCCAACAGGUUUUUCCAGUUGACUGCUCCUGAACACAGAGGUUCUAUUUAUUUGCCAAGAUUAAGAGCUAUCACCAAACUGCUUCCUUUUCUAUGCAGUUUUCUAAUCCUUACAAAAAUCCAUCUAAAAGGGGUGACCAUCAUCCCAAAUUGUGC